GGCGACUUUUCGGCCGAGAUUAGUGUGCUGGCACAGCGGCCGCCACAAAAAAGCCCUUUGUGCGAGGGAGCAAGGCACCGGCGCUGCCCAGGACUUUGUUUACGGUGGGUCUUUGUGCUGCUCCCGGGGCAGAGUCUGGAGACCCGAGGGCCGCCUCGCUGCCAGCCGCAGCGCUGAGGGCAGAAGGAGGGGCAGGGUGCCCCGGGGGAGCCUGGCUGCCUUCGCAGGGCCGGGCAGCGCUGCUUGUCGCGGUGCCCCGAGCGAGCUCAGUCUGUGGCUGAAUGCCUGUAGUAAGUAUUUGUUUUGCAGCUGGUAGCACUGCUAGCAGGGAACUUCUUCCCUGCUUCACACACCAUGGAAGAAGAAAAUGGGGUGCCUGAGAGUAGUGAGCGUUUGGAGCUGGAGACUGCAGCAGUCAAGGAAGUUGAGCUUUUCACUACUUUUUCUGUGAAAACGCUUUUUGGAUUGACAGCUAAAAUUGACUCUACAACUUCCAAAGAAGAUACAACAGUGCUUAAAGCAUUUCAACCUUUGCACCCCAGUGUCAACACCCAGGCUAGCAUCUGGCACGUGAGGAAUGAUAAUGAUGGCAGUGAGGGCUCAGAAAAUCAGCACCCAGUGAAUAGUACCAGUGGCCAAGCUGACCCCAUGGCUGGCAGGCAAACUGACCUGGACCUGGACUUAGCUGAACAAAAUGAAUUACUUCUUCACCAUCUGAGGUGCGUACAGGCGUCUUUGUCUGAAUCUGACAAUGAUGACAAGGACGCCAUUCUUGUGCAGGGGACUUUGGUUCAUACAACAAGCGAUACAGAAUCGGACGCGGAGAGUAAGGAUCUAGACACCGACGCAAACAGCGCAAGCGAUUUGGGGCUGGAUAAUGCUGCUGUGUCUGCUGAGGCUUUGGGUGAUAACAAUCAACAUAAAGAAGACUCAGAAGGGCACAGCAACAGCGAUGCCACUGUAUCUGUGGAUACAGAUGACAUUGAGUUACACCCAACACUUUCUGAGCAGCUCCCAGAUGAGAUGGAUGGUAUUCUGGAGCAUGACUCCUGUGGCAGAGACAGACUAUUAAUGGACGAGCAGUUCAGUCGCUUGCUUGCUACAGGGGAAUGCCCUCCAGAACUUCUACCUGAGGAACAAAGACCUUCAGCUGAUAAUACCUUGCUCCAAAAAACAGCGCUGGCUGAAAAGACUUUCCAGCUGCCUGCUUUCUUCAGUGGACUACGUGUGAGGAAAAAGGGACUAACCACAGAGUAUGGGGAAACUGUUACAGAAAUUAAACCAAGGGAGAACGAUUUAGCGCUGCUCAAAUUACGCCAGCCAGUUAAGAAAUCCAGUGUUACGUCAGGUUUGACCACUAAAAGAAGAUCAGCUGAACCUAAAGCGAGUCCUACUUUCCUGGAACAGCUCUCACACUUGUUAAACAUAGACGUCUCCAAGAAUGAAGGCAGAGCUGAGGACUCUGCUGAGGGAUCUGGGGAGACCGAGGACAGCGAUGAGGCUCCGGAGAACAAAGCCUCCAGCAAAACAGAGCCACGGUUUCCCUCCGAGGAAGUAAAGUCAAGCCCUGCUGAAUCUGCAUUGGAGGUCUUCAAAGCUUUGUUCACACGGCCUCCUAAAAAAGAAUCGACCGCGGAUACUUCAGAGCUGGAAGCCAUAAAGCGCAAAAUGAGGCAUGAAAAAGAGUACUUGAAAGCUGUCUUUGAAAGAUCAAAACCUGGGGAUGGACCAGCAGACAAGUCUCCUGACCUGAGUCCCUCAGAGCAAGAUGACAAGACUCCAGGGAGACUCCAGACUGUCUGGCCGCCACCGAAAGCAGAGCAUGAAGAAGUAAAAGUAGGAUUAAAGUACACAGAAGCAGAGUACCAAGCUGCCAUCUUGCAUCUGAAGAGGGAACACAAAGAAGAAAUUGAGACAUUAAAGUCUCAGUUUGAACUCAAGGUCUUCCAUAUCCGUGGAGAACAUGCUGUAUCCACUGCUCAGCUGGAGGAAGCCAUUGCACAGCUGAGGAACGAGCUGGAUAAUAAACUGAAGAGGAGGAACGAGAAAGCAAGGGACAUUGGUGUUUCUACCGAAGAUGAGAACCCCCCAAAGACCUUCCGCAACGUCUGUAUACAGACUGACAGAGAAACCUUCAUAAAGCCCAGUGAAGAGGAAAACAGAACUGUGAAAAAUAACCAAAUAGUACCCAAAAAGCUCAAUCUUUCCUCCUUGUCACACAGUAUUUCUGCCCAAAGUGAAAAUAAGGACAGUCACAAUGUACAGUCUUCAGAAAAUGUCUUAACCUGUCAAUCAAAACAAAUGCUGCCUCCUCCUCCUCCUCCACCACCGCCUCCUCCACCUCCUCCUCUGCUUCCUAGUUCUUCACUACCAGGUCAAGUUCCUCCACCACCACCUUUGCCAACAGGUCCAACUUGUCUGACACCUCACUUUGGCUCUGGCCAGCCUCUGCCACCUCCACUUUCUGAUGGCUGUAGGAAUUUUCAAGCACCACCACCUCCACCACCGCUUCCAGGGCUGGGCCCUGCUGUUCCCCCUCCACUGCCUGGAUCUGGGUUACCUCCACCACCUCCACCUCUUGGGCCUGGGUUCUUUUUUAAUAGCACUUUAUCUUCAAACCAAGGUCCUCGAAAACCUGCCAUUGAACCCAGCCGCCCCAUGAAGCCUUUGUAUUGGACACGGAUACAAUUACAAGACAGCAGGAAAACUGCUAUGCCAACGUUGUGGGAAUCACUAGAAGAACCUGAUAUACUUGAUACUACCGAGUUUGAAUACUUGUUCUCCAAAGACACCACUCAGGAAAAAAGAAAGCCAUUGUCAGAGACUUACGAGAAAAAACCCAAAGCCAAAAAGAUUAUCAAACUACUGGAUGGAAAACGGUCUCAAACUGUAGGGAUUUUAAUAUCCAGCUUGCACCUGGAGAUGAAGGAUAUCCAACAAGCUAUCCUGUGCGUUGAUGACUCCAUAGUAGAUCUGGAAACACUGGAAGCACUAUAUGAAAAUAGAGCACAAAAGGAUGAACUGGAGAAAAUCAAGCAAUAUUACCAGACUUCAAAAGAGGAAGAACUGAAGCUACUGGAUAAACCAGAACAGUUUUUAUAUGAGUUAUCUCAGAUCCCAAACUUCACUGAGCGAGCUCGGUGCAUCAUCUUCCAGUCCAUGUUCUCCGAGGGGAUCACAUCAGUGCAUCGCAAAGUCGACAUCAUAACACGGGUCUCCAAGGCUUUGCUGAACAUGACAAGUGUAAAGGAAAUUUUAGGAUUGAUUCUGGCUUUUGGAAAUUAUAUGAAUGGUGGAAAUAGGACCCGCGGUCAAGCUGAUGGAUUUGGGUUGGAAAUCCUCCCCAAACUAAAGGAUGUCAAAAGCAGAGAUAGUGGUAUUAAUCUCGUGGAUUAUGUCGUCAUCUAUUACCUACGCCACUGUGAUAAGGAAGCGGGAACAGACAAGAGUAUUUUUCCUUUACCAGAACCACAGGAUUUUUUCCAGGCCUCCCAAGUUAAGUUUGAAGACCUAAUAAAAGACUUAAGGAAACUGAAGAGAGAUCUAGAAGCCUCUGAAAAGCAGAUGAAGUUAGUUUGCAGAGAGUCUUCUGAGGAGCAUCUCCAGCCUUUCAAGGAGAAAUUAGAAGAUUUCUUCCACAAAGCUAAAGAAGAACAUAAAAAAGAAGAGAGCAGUUUGGAAAAUGCACAAAAAUGCUUUGAAGAAACAGUGGGAUACUUUGGGAUAAAGCCAAAGCCCGGUGAGAAGGAGAUUACACCAAACUACGUGUUCACGGUGUGGUACGAAUUCUGCAGCGACUUCAAGACCAUUUGGAAACGAGAGAGCAAAAGCAUUUCCAAGGAAAGAAUUAAAGUGGCUCAGCAGUCAGUGAGCAAGUUAACUGCAGAGAAGAGAGUUGAAACGAAGAAAAUCAACCCCACAGCCAGCCUGAAGGAAAGGCUACGUCAGAAGGAAGCCAGCGUGAGUGCCAACUGAGAGAAGGCUGAUGGAAAUGGUGAUGUGACUUCAUCCCUUGCAUGAUCCUUUGCUACACCUGUGGCCCAGAAAGCACCUUGUGUUAGAUACUGGAUUCUGCUUUGCUGCUCUCUUCCAAGACAAUCCACGAAAGACUUCUCUGGUUCUGUACAGUCAGUGAGGGAACUCUUAAGAAGAUUUUUAUACAGGAAGUGAAAAUUAUUUUCUUCAGCUCUUCCUUGCAUUGCUUAGAAUGCAUCUGGUUGUUAAUGGUUACUUAAAGUCCCCUAAUGCAUUACCAUGGAAGAGCUAAACUGGAGGUUUGGGAUGCUGAGUUAAGUGCUAACUAACAACCCGUAGGUUAUUUACAGGGCUUUCUGUAGGUGACAGCAAAUAAGCCAUGUGAGUCACAGGAGACUUGGCCAUCCUGCUACUUCUUACUUCAGCAGUCAAUGAGGUAAAACAGACUGGUUCUGAAUAAUUUUACACAGUGUCUAAGGAUUGGAUGCAUCUUUCUAAACCUGAUUAAGUGUAAUUCUAGAUAUAUGAUGUAUUUUACUAUAAAUAUUUUAUAGAGGCUUCAGCUUAUGCCAUAUAUUGAAACAGAAAGAAAGUUUUGCACAUGAAAAGGAAUAGCUUCAGAUUCUUUAGUUUUGUGAUUAAUGACCUAACCAGCUCAUUAUUUUUAUGGUUUUAACCUGAUGUUUCCUAAAUUUUGUUCUCUGAAAGAAAGAUUAUUUAAAAAAGAAAAAAAUUAUAUUUUUAUUUCAGAAUAUAUUGAAAAUACCAAUUCCAC
Messenger RNA from Pogoniulus pusillus (Red-fronted tinkerbird), 4750 nucleotides. RefSeq names its product formin-like. The record is from RefSeq and is a predicted model, not a curated record. NCBI's taxonomy places the organism in Eukaryota, Metazoa, Chordata, Aves, Piciformes, Lybiidae. Gene Ontology annotation, molecular function: microtubule binding. Gene Ontology annotation, cellular component: nucleus; cytoplasm; actin filament. Bases 355 to 3975 code for a protein of 1206 amino acids. Gene Ontology annotation, biological process: actin nucleation. The transcript has 17 exons.